This is a messenger RNA of Eurypyga helias (sunbittern), 921 nucleotides long. It is a transcript of the gene ZPLD1, whose product is annotated as zona pellucida-like domain containing 1. The record is from RefSeq and is a predicted model, not a curated record. NCBI's taxonomy places the organism in Eukaryota, Metazoa, Chordata, Aves, Eurypygiformes, Eurypygidae. The transcript has 8 exons. Gene Ontology annotation, cellular component: cell surface. The annotation marks the transcript as partial.
GUAUCCUCAGCUCGAGGUAUCAAUGCUUAUGGAAAUACCUCAGUGGUACAGAUAGGUAACGUUUCAGGCUAUAUCGAUACGCCAGACCCACCAACGAUUAUCAGCUAUUUGCCUGGGCUCCUGUACAAAUUUAGCUGUAGCUAUCCACUGGAGUACUUGGUUAACAAUACCCAGCUUGCUUCGUCAUCAGCUGCUAUUUCUGUAAAAGAGAACAAUGGUACAUUUAUCAGCACUUUGAAUUUGUUGCUUUACAAUGAUUCAACCUACAGCCAGCAGCUCCUUAUUCCAAGUACAGGUUUACCUUUGAAAACCAAAAUAUAUGCAGCUGUAAGAGCAACAAACCUUGAUGGCAGGUGGAAUGUUUUGAUGGACUACUGUUACACCACGCCAUCUGGUAAUCCUAGCGAUGAUCUUCGGUAUGAUCUUUUUUUCAGCUGCGACAAGGACCCGCAGACAACUAUAAUUGAAAAUGGCAAGAGCCAAAUGGGGCGGUUUUCCUUUGAGGUGUUUCGCUUUGUGAAGCACAAGAACCAGAAGAUGUCUACGGUCUUCCUCCACUGUGUGACAAAGCUGUGCAGAGCAGAUGAUUGUCCCUUUCUUGUGCCAAUUUGCAGUAACAGAGAAAGAAGAGACGCUGGUGGGAGGACAACUUGGAGUCCUCAGAGCACCUCCGGCAAUGCUGUGAUCUCUGCUGGCCCCAUCAUUACAAGGAGUGAUGAGACGCCAACCAACAAUUCACUGCUUGCUCAUACAAAUGGACCUCCUUUCCAGCUGAACUCAGUCACCAGCGCGCUGAUUUCAGGCACUGUCAUCCUAGGAAUCACGAGCGUUUUCUUUUUUGUAUGUUCCCUAACUCUUCUGCACAGAAAGUGGCCCAACAGUUCGGUCUUGAGUGGCAUUCGAAAUCCAGUUUUCAACUGA